This is a messenger RNA of Aureobasidium vineae, 1560 nucleotides long. Lineage: Eukaryota; Fungi; Ascomycota; Dothideomycetes; Dothideales; Saccotheciaceae. The record is from the annotation of a GenBank genome assembly.
AUGGAGAACAAGUCACAGUCCCCAGUGGUCACUAAGAAGCACUCUCUCGCCGACAUCCGCUUUCCGUCUCCAGGCUCGGUAUCCACACAUGGCUGCGGUAUGACGAUCAUACAACAACUUGUUCGCACCACGUCUAACAGUUCUUANGAUCAUGUCAAGAGCCAACUCGAAGCCUCACAACCCGAUCUGAUCAAGCGAUACACGACUUUGAUGCAAACAGUACACAAGAACGGCGCAAUCGGCCCACACCUCUCCAAAUCAUCAGCCAUCUCUCUGCGACCUACCUACCUCUGUCUGGAAUGUUCGAGUGUCUUCCCGUUAGAACAGCGUGGACAGCACGAAAAGAAGCAUAUCCUCUGCAAUGUUUACUGCCGAGAGUGCGACGAUUUUGUCUAUGACAAUGCUCUCGAAGAGAUACGCACUCAGCAAGGCAAGAAGCGCAAGCACACCGUCUUCAUGUCCGAUGUCGACAGCAAGAUUCUCGCCGCAAACGCCGCACCUACACCCUGCCGCGCCAAAGGCCUCCGUGGACUUUAUAACAUGGGUCAGACAUGCUUCAUGUCGGUAGUCCUCCAGUCCUUGAUCCACAACCCCUUUAUCCGCGCCUUCUACCUUUCCGUUGGUCACCGCUCCCUCGACUGCGAACGCGAAGCAUGCACCUCCUGUGCCCUUGACGACAUCAUCACCGAGUUCCACAGCACUGAAAAGGCAGAAGGUUAUGGCGCAGUGGCCAUGCUCCAGGGGAGCUGGAAAGGAGGCGGUAACCUGGCUGGCUACCAACAACAAGAUGCCCACGAAUACCUUCAGUUCAUCUUGAACUCGCUCCAUACCACAAAUAUCGAAGAGGACGAGAAGGAGGAAAAGGCUGAAGACUGCCACUGCGUCAUUCAUCGUGCCUUCUGUGGUCUGAUGCGUAGCACUGUCGUGUGUUCAAAGUGCAAGAACGUUACAACCGCGCUGGACCCGUUCAUGGACCUGUCUCUCGACCUCAAAAGUUCUGGACCCAAGAAGAAAAAGAACGACCCACCUGUAGCGCCUCAAGCCAUCGAUCUGACCGAGUGUCUUGAUCGUUUCACAAGUCCCGAAGUACUGCAAGCUUCAGAUUAUCGCUGCCGAGAGUGCGACAGCCAACAGACCGCCACCAAACGACUUGCCCUGGCACGACUACCACCUGUCCUCCCCAUACACUUGAAACGCUUCUCACAUUCAAAGACGUCGUCUACGUCCAUCAAGCUUGAUGCGAAGGUGCACUUCCCAACCACACUGGAUAUGCAACCUUACGUUGGUCGCCCACGUUCGAAGAAGGGCAGCAAUGAAACGAAUGGAGCAAAGAACGGUGGAGACUCUGACAAGGGAACAUCUCCAAGGCCUAUGUAUGAGCUCAGCAGUGUCAUCGUACACAAGGGUAAAAUGGAUAGUGGACAUUAUGUGAGCUAUGCCAGAGAAGGUGACGAGUGGUUCUUGUUUGACGACAGCAAAGUGGUCUUGGUCGAGGAGAAAGAAGUCUUGGCUGCAGAGGCGUAUAUGCUCUUCUACAUUGUUCAGGAGAUUGAGGUAUAA